Messenger RNA from Camelus dromedarius (Arabian camel), 2867 nucleotides. RefSeq names its product SREK1 interacting protein 1 (gene SREK1IP1). Lineage: Eukaryota; Metazoa; Chordata; Mammalia; Artiodactyla; Camelidae. Gene Ontology annotation, molecular function: nucleic acid binding; zinc ion binding. The transcript is spliced from 5 exons. The record is from RefSeq and is a predicted model, not a curated record. Bases 171 to 638 code for a protein of 155 amino acids.
AGCAGCUACUUGGUUCCGCCAUGCGAUAGGCUUUCAGGGCCUCCCGCGACUGUCACGAAGGUUCCCCAGCACGGGUGGGAGAAAGAGGCCGCGCUCGCUGUGCUUGGUCGUCGCGGCCAGCGGGAAGCCAGCGCGUUCUCGGAAGCCUAGGAGUCCGACUUACCAGGACCAUGGCAGUCCCAGGUUGCAACAAGGACAGUGUCCGAGCAGGCUGUAAAAAAUGUGGCUACCCUGGUCACCUGACUUUUGAAUGCCGCAAUUUUCUCCGAGUGGACCCCAAAAGGGAUAUAGUCUUGGAUGUCAGCAGCACCAGCAGUGAAGAGAGUGAUGAGGAAAACGAAGAACUGAAUAAAUUACAGGCACUGCAAGAAAAAAGAGUAAAUGAAGAAGAGGAGAAGAAAAAAGCAAAAAGCAAAGAGAAAAUCAAGUUGAAAAAAAAAAGGAAAAGGUCUUAUUCGUCCAGUUCCACUGAAGAGGACACUUCAAAACAAAAGAAACAAAAAUAUCAGAAGAAAGAAAAGAAAAAAGAGAAGAAGAAUAAGUCAAAAAAGGGGAAACAUCACAAAAAGGACAAAAAGAAGAGAAAAAAGGAAAAGCAUUCUUCUGCCCCUAAUAGUUCUGAAAUCUCCAAAAAGUAACUGAGAUUUUGGCCUAAGCCAUUACAUUUAAAAAUUUGGUUUCAAAAAUUAUUUUACCUUCCUUGAAAUUUGCUAUAUAAUUAUGCUUUGCAAUAAAUCACAGCCUUUUCCAUGUAGACAUUUUUUCAUAUAUGGGACCAUUUUUGUCUGCCAAUAUUUUGAUAUGUUAUGAUUAUAAAGUGCUGAAUCAGUCUUACUAUUUGAUAGCCAUGCCCAAAGUAUGGAUAGCCGUGCAACAAAACCCAGCAGUUUUGGUGUUUGUGUCUGUGUCUAGUGUUACUACUUCGUCAGUUGAUUGUAAACAGCUUUCCUACGAUCAACACAGGUAAUCUGCCUAACAGUUACGAGUAUUGCUGAAUUAAGUACCCACCUUCCAGUGAUGAAGUGAGGUAGCGGAUUAUGCUUUGCUCUUGACACUGAAAAAUGUAGCAGCUUUAAAUCCUGUGAUAAUGUACAAAGAUAGUGAAAUUCUUCACUGCUGUUUUUAAACCAGGCUUUUUUGGAAAGUCAUAGGAGAUGAAGCUGCUUUAUUGGUCUUGACCAGAACUUUUUAAAUGAAUGGUGUCGGGAGAUGAUAAUGAAAAUAUUUAUAACAAAAUUUCGCUGUUUCCUGAAAUGCAGAGUUUCUAAUACCUGCCUCCUUUGUUUUUGUAACAAAAUAUUUCUUCCUUGUUUAAAAUGACAAGCCUAGUACAGCCUAUUUGUAAGUCUCACAGAGAUGAUACUGUGUUGGGCAAGAUUUUUAGGAUAGACUCCUGGGUGGUUUUACAAAUGUGCCAUAUUGGCACGUCUUAAAGAGAUACCUCAAACACAGAACUUUUUAUUUAGAAGGGUGACAGCUAAAUCUUCAUUAGAAUUGAUUUUUUAUUUUAUUCAGUAUGUAAAUUUUAUGAAGCUUGUUUCUAUGAGUAAUGUGAAACAUUUUUAUAAAUGUAAACAUAUAUAUAUUUAUUUGUCUGAAAUAGUUUGUAGUUUUGAAGCAGGUUUCCACUGAAUUUAUGAUUUCGUAAAUGACCAGUUUGGGGUGUUUCUCUCUUUUACUUCAAUCAUAAACCUCAGGAGUAGCGACAAAAAUUUAGGAUUAAGAUUUUUAUUCUGUACUUUUUAAAAUUUUAAGAGCCAGGGAGUUACAUCAUGAAAGCCUUUAUAUAGCAAUGGAAAUUUUGUAUGAGUAAGCAUUUUCAAACACGUAUUAGCAGAUAUAAAUGUUUCUACAUUUUUAAUUUCACAAUGAUCAAUGUUACUUACUUUGCUUACUACUUGGAUAUCCCUUAUGUCCAAUAGUUAAAUACUUACUGUUGUAGCAGCAUCAAAAGUCAACUGGUUAUCAUGGCACAGCACCAAAGAUUGUAAGUACCUCACUCUGGUGCAGGUAUAAAAUUUCUAAUUGGUGACCUACAGACGUGGCUGUAGGUGACAUCAUUAUGAUGAAAUCAGGUGAGUACACACAACCUCACAGGCUGGAAGGGUGUACUGAUUACUUCCUUCACCCAGCACCCCUACCUGGCGUGACCUCAGCGAGACUGGGAGAGCCUCAUAACUCCUCUUAACAUACGCUUUCUGUGCUCAGAUUCUAGGGAAGCUACAUCCACGUCUGUAUCUUAGUAUUACAGCCAUGGAAGCUCUCACGCUUCUAGCUUUUCCAUAAUGUAACUCAGUCCUGUGGCCUCCUUAGAAGUCCUCUUGUUUAAAUAGCUCAGUCAGCUGUUUGGAGAGAAACACAGAGCUCUAGGUUCUUAAGGGUAAUUUUUGCCUCUGCUGUAGUUGAUGCAUUUUGGGAAACUGGAUUUUAUGAAAAUAUAAUUCUUUGGUUAUCAGGAUGAAAUAAGUAAAAAUAAGUUUUUUAAAAAACUUUAAAAAAUGAUUAGAAAAUGCUAAUACAUGCAAAAAAGAUGGUCUUAUCCUAUUGAGUGUGUAACGUGAUUAAAAAUGAUCAUUGUAGUGACACAGUUAAUCCAGUUACACGUAAGUUUUACUUCUGUUAAUUAUAGAGGUAAUAAAUUUGUUCAUCCGAUUUGUUUUCUGAAUGGUGACACAAUCAGUGACUCAGAGUUACGUAAAAUUCAGCCCUCAUUAACCAAUAUAGUAUGCAAAUUAAAAGAUUUUAAUGCUCAGUAAUUUUUCCCCACUGGAAAGCAUCUUGGAAUUAUUAAGUAAAUUUCCUAUAGCAUGAUAAUAAUUUAUGAAAGAUCUCGUCUGAAUAAAAAUCAUUUAUUUUUACUAAAGUAA